GUAUGCAUCUUGCGUGUCAGUCCUGCAUUGUUGUAUUACCUGUAAUUCGUUCAUGUAUGUUGAUUUUCAGACGCAGUAUCGAGCGUUGUCUCACCGCGUCAAGCCUCGACCUCACCCUAUCAAGUUCGAUUCACUCUCUAUACUCUGCACCACCACGUCAAGCUCCAACCAUGUCAUGUUAAAAGCCUCGUUUAAGCUGCGUCGAGCGCCACUCACUCCACGACAAGUUCUCCCAAACCUCUUCACAGGAGUUUCUGUACUAAUAGCUGGGUCGAGCGCCACUCACGCCACGACAAGUUCUCCCAAACCUCUUCACAGGAGUCUCUGUACUAAUAUCAACAUCCACGCUCUAAGCCGCGUCAGACAUCUUUGUUCCUCCCGUCGAAGAUAUCUUCACAGUUCGACCGGAGAGCUCGCGCCACCAAGGCAGCUCAUUCCAACUUCGCAAUCAGCUUCGCCUCUGGCCAAUGGCCAUGUGCCUUUUACACUUGCUGUACCAACUCCUUCGUCGCCUGAUGCCUCGACGGAUUAUAUCACGUCGCCUCUUUUGCGGCAAAUGAUGCUCGCGGCCGCAGAUCAAUGCGCCUGCUCUCCUUCAUGUCGAGCAACCCGCAACGAACCUGGUGGCUUCUGA
This is a messenger RNA of Suillus plorans, 634 nucleotides long. RefSeq lists its product as uncharacterized. The record is from RefSeq and is a predicted model, not a curated record. The coding region runs from base 53 to 634 and encodes 193 amino acids. The transcript has 2 exons. Lineage: Eukaryota; Fungi; Basidiomycota; Agaricomycetes; Boletales; Suillaceae.